AGGGGAGGGAGAAAUGUGAGCGUCAUCUCUCCCUCCGGCUUUUACCACCGUGUUGCUAAGGGCAACCAUCCGAGCGAGAGCAGGGGAGAAAGAGGGAUAUGAAGAGAGCGCAUGACAGAGCGAGCCGAACGGCAUCAGCAAAGCGGAGCGGAACCUGCGUGUCUUGACUCAUUCUGCCUCGCUCGAUCAAAGCACAGCUCCAGAAGAAGACGACGACGACGACGACAGCCUGCCAGCAUCAGCAUCAGCAGCUCGCAGGCCGGGCCACCCAAUCAUCAGCUGACGUGCUCCUGAGUUCAGCAACCAAUGAGCUGCCUGCAGGCUCCUCCCCAGCACAACCACUCUGAUGCAGAGGCAGCAAUAGCCCGGCUCAGGUCACUUAAUAAUGAAUGGAGCAGUACGUAGGCUGGAUCACUGCACAUCCCUGCUCUGUCUGCUCGGCUGAGCUCCACUGUGGCACACGAGGACAGGAGGAGAGGGGGCGGGGGGGACAUAGCAACCACAAGGACAGCAGCAGCAGCAGCAGCAGCACCAGAAGAGAUAAACAAUUGCCAUGAAGGGACAACAAAGACACACGGACCGCCAUGGCGAGGACCAAGCUGCAGCCACUAAAAACAAGGACCCCCAUCCUGAUAUCCACCCACCGGAUUCACCUUUUCCCUCGUCAUCUUCUCCCCUUCCUCCUCAGUCAGCCAUGGCGCCUUCCACGUCGGCCUCCGCUCUCCUGGGGCCGGCUUCACCGGCCACCAGGCGAUCCAUUUCUAUGGGAGACUUCCGCAGGGUGACGGGGGCUCCUCUCACCGGCUCCGAGCCGCCGUCCACCGCCGCCACGGCCCCCUCCUCCAAGCUCGUGACCCCCAGCUCGAGCAUGGAGUUCGCGGCGGCACGACGACGGCUCCUGGAGGUCGAGGAGCGUCAGCGGGUCGUCCGAGAGAUGGAGCGGCGGCUGGAGGAGCUCAGGGAGGUGUUUGUGCGCUCGGAGCAGGAGGUGGUGGUUCACGGGGAGGUGGUGUCGCGGAUAUCCGGCGCGGCGCAGCAGGGGGAGGUGUACGCGGUGGAGAACGGCCAACGGCUGAAGAAAGGCUUGAGGUUCAAGAAACACCGGCCCACCAUCGUGUUCUCCUCCAUGCUGGGACUGCGCACGUGCCUCCCCUGGCCCGUGAAGCUCAAAUAGGACGACGUUGUCCCACCAUCGCUUCCGAAAUGCGCUUCACAUCAACGGGAGGACAGACCGCCGAACUUCAGCUAUCACUCAUUGACAGGGCUGUUCUUUAGUCUCCAUCACUCUGCAUCCUGUAUCCUGAGGCUGGUCCUCCGGGUCUUAGAGUGCCUGCAAUUAUCACAAAUGCUAGUAAGGAGCUUUUUGUUUAGUUUACUUUCACAGAUACUUUGUUGAUAGUGUUAGAUUUUCACAGGGAGAGAUUGUGUAUCAAUAUAGAUGCUUUUGUUUCAGGGGAUGUAAGGGGAGAGGUUGCAUUCGGCCAGUGAGGCAAACAGCUUGGUUUUUAUGUGCGAUUAACUUACGCAGCAAUCAGGAUUGUAAUUAUGUAAUGUGAGUGAGGUUAAAAAGGCAAAGCGAUCAGGUGGAAUAAAAAUACUAAACCAUCUGUCUCUCCUUCAUGAGAAUUGAAGGGCAGGGAAAGGGAAUCUGAGGUGGAGCUGUGGAGCUAAGCACGCAUUGUAUGGUUUUGGAAAGGGAGAGAAGUCUGGAAUAGAGAAAGAAGAUGUGUAAUUAAAAUGGCUAAAGCUUGCACAGAAAACGUGCUUUGGUUUCUCUGUGACCGCUCCUCCGCUACCAUGAGCCUUGUUUUCAGCAGCGUAAUCUGCAAAACCCGAGAGAGCUGGUAAACAAGUUCAAACUGGGACGAUUCCACCUGUGGCCUCUUUUUAUCCAGUCACCUAGCAACCACUCAUCUCUGUUUUAAAUCGGAUCCCACCAACCGACAGCAUGUAUCCAGCCGAGCGCUGUAACUACAACAAUACCAGACAGCCGUAGAGGUCCUAUCAAGGGUUCAGGGACUAAUAAUUCUGCUGCAUUUAUUUGGGAUACAUUUAGAACUGGCUUUAUAGUCAGAUAUUCUUGACAAAAGCGGUUGUUCAACCUGUUCAUUAUUUUGAUAAGGGGCUGCACUGGAAAUUGAGCCAUGUAUGCAGGAGCAAGGGAAGUUAUGACAGGCCAUCACGGUCUGUUAUGAAUGAAGAGUGGCACUUUUGUCUAGUGCAGAACAACGCUGAUGAUAUUAUCAGUUGUUUUUUUUAUUUCUUUGUGGUUUAGGGAAGAUUUGGGAGAUCAAGCUGUUCUGUUGCUUCACAUACACAGUAGUGUCGUUGCUCCAUAUGCACAGAGUGACCCGAUUUAUUCUUAUAGAUCAUUUCGAAAAAAAAUUCUUCUCGUCUCUUAUUUCUCUUCUUUUGGGAUUAGCAAUGACUGUCUUUUUGUCUUCAACUGUACAGAUGUGUGUAGAAAGAACCGCCAAUAUAACAGGAAUAUCUAUCUUUGGCAUUCAAUGAUUAUGGCAGAGAGGCAUUCAAUCUGGAUGCAGCAUUAGUUGGGAGAAAUCCCAUCAAUCCACGUGAGUGCAUGUUAGUAAUCAUCUAUGUGAGCUAAUUUGAAUUAACAGGGAUUUUUACCAUUGUAGAAGCCUCAGUGAAGCUUGGCUUGCUCAUAAAUAAUCUCACUGACGAAAAAAAGCGAGGCUAUUGACGCAUAGUAGAAUUAUAGCUUAGAGAAGCAUAAAGUAACUCUUAUAUUGAAACUGUAAUGUGAUUCACACGAUUCACAUGUUACUGCAUCAUUUGGGAUGCAUUAGAGAAUGGGCACUGUGAUAUGAGUUGAUUUUCUCGGAUGUAUCCACAGCACUAAUGUGGGUACUUUGUCUGGAUCCGACAUUUAAAAUGUCCCAUGGGUCCCCCAACAACAGCGAAGCGCAGUACUAAUUUGCCGGGGUAGACUACCGCUUCAAGCAAAGGAAAUGUCACAGAAUCGUUGUGUCAAUGUUAACUUUAUCAGCGUUCAUAUUCCUAAUAGCCACGAUGACCUUGUCAUUGAAUGUUAUUCCAUAUAGCCACGGGAAGUGCUGUUUUCUUUGAGCACAUCGAUACCAAACUCAAUUCAGUCAAGGCAGUUGCUGGCAGAAUGCCUAAAAGGGUCUCGUAGGCCUCAGACGGGUAUUGAUGGUCCAUGUAUAUAGCUAGAGUUACAACUGAAUAUACAGCUGGCCUAUAUAUUUCUUUUCGUAUGCCUUAUCCAGUGUUGGUGCACGGCAGUGAUGAUUUGGUGAUGUACUGACUACGAAGGAAGGGCUAAACAGCUGAACUCACGACCAUCAUAGGUCAUAAUCAUAUGGAGGAAAAGUGUGACUGCAGCUUUUUGUGUUUUUCUACAAAUGAAAAAGGCAGUUUCCCAAAGAUCUUGGAGGCCACUAGCAGAUUGAAUGUAACUAUUAUUUAAUAUCCAUUUAUUUAUAACACAGAUGUAAGCAUACAUCCAAUGUUUGAACCUGUGGCUGGCAAAUAAUCCUCUUUUAUUCGUGUAUGGGGCCUUGUAUUGAUAUAAAAAGUCCUUUUAACCAUCAAGCCCAAACAAACAACUGUUGGAGAACUAAAAACUACGGCAAUCCAGACACACAGCAACCACAGCCCUUUAAUGGCACUCAAGCUUGCCAAACACAGGUCCAAAAACGGUUUUAUUAUUCCUUUAGACUCUUUUAUUAUUUUGUUUGUUAAUGUCUCAUGUAGGAUAUAUUAUUUAUUUAUGUUGUGCAGAAAAUGUUCCUCAAAUUAGAUGUUUUAUACCUUAAUUAACACUCUGCUGAUAUUUUUGUUGAUUGUGAAUUGUCUAUUCUAUUUCAUGAAUGUUGGGUCAAAUUUAAUUUUGUGUGCAACUGUUAAAUAACAUUAAGUCAAUUUGGUUUGCCACAGCUUUUUGCCAAGCAUAACGCCUUAAUUUCCAACGUUUGUGAGGGAUUUUUUUUUAGAAAUGGACUCAAAUGAAAGAAAAUCCACUGCAUUGCAAGUUAGUCAUCCACACAUCGUGUGCGUUCUAACACUGCUUCUGUAAAUGCUUUUCUUUCUGCUGCACCGGCUAAGAAUGAAUGUUCUUCUAUAUUUGAUGCUAAUUCAGUUUCUUGACACUAAAAUGUAUUUCACCGCAGAGCUACAAUGUCUAGCAGAUACUAGCAAAUAUCAAACGAUACACUUCAUUUAGAAUAUUAUCAGGUUUCAUAAGAUACAUGCUGAAUCAUUCAAAUAAAUUACAGUGACUCAA
Gasterosteus aculeatus aculeatus (three-spined stickleback) is the source of this 4267-nucleotide messenger RNA. RefSeq lists its product as uncharacterized. Gene Ontology annotation, molecular function: DNA binding. Gene Ontology annotation, biological process: regulation of cell population proliferation. NCBI's taxonomy places the organism in Eukaryota, Metazoa, Chordata, Actinopteri, Perciformes, Gasterosteidae. The record is from RefSeq and is a predicted model, not a curated record. Gene Ontology annotation, cellular component: nucleus.